Molecule: messenger RNA, 1344 nt
Organism: Anoplopoma fimbria (sablefish)
Lineage: Eukaryota; Metazoa; Chordata; Actinopteri; Perciformes; Anoplopomatidae
Product: N-acetyllactosaminide beta-1,3-N-acetylglucosaminyltransferase 2
Exons: 1
Coding region: 1-1344 (447 amino acids)
Cellular component (GO): membrane
Molecular function (GO): hexosyltransferase activity
Source: RefSeq, a predicted model, not a curated record
AUGGGCAGAUGCUGCAAAUGCAACGGGAGACUGCUCUGCAUGUGCCUGCUGCCUUGCAUGAUGACCGGCCACCUUCUGGUUUAUAUCAUGGUGUCCAUAUUCGUCACCAUCUCCUACACUCCUCCAAAAAUAACCACUCACUUCAUUGCCUCUGGGAUUUCUACGAACUCCUCUAACCUAGCCUCUCACCCAGUUGGCCCUUUCUGGAACCUUCGUCUGGAGGACAGUGCACUGUGGAACCGGUUGCAGCAUGCUUGGGAUCGUCAGCACAACCCAAUACUGCGAGGGAACACAACUUGGAUCACGGGAGAGCGGAAAGUUAAGCUUUUAUCAGAAAUCGAAGAUGAAUGCUCUUCUGACUGCAUAUCACACAAGUGUUCACUCCCUCGUAUGCAUGAUUUCAACAGCUUGCCAGAUCAAAUGAGGGCAUUUAUAAUGGCAAUGCACUGCAGGGAGUACCCUCUCCUUAUCAAUCAACCCGGUAUAUGUAAGAGGAACAGGAGUAGCUUUGGUUUUGAUUCUCCCAUGCUCCUCAUGGCCAUCAAAUCCCAAGUGGGGAACUUUGAAAACAGGCAGGCCAUCCGUGAAACCUGGGGACGCAGUGGUCUUGUGGAGGGGGAAUCAAACAAGAAGGGCGGAUUAGUGCGCACAGUGUUUCUCCUCGGAAGGCAGGACUCAAGUACAGGUCCUCACCCAGACCUGAAAAACCUCCUGGAGCUCGAGAACAAGAAAUACGGGGACAUCCUGCAUUGGGAUUUCAGAGACACCUUCUUCAACUUGACCCUAAAGGACCUGCUGUUCUGGCAUUGGCUCCAGGAAUACUGCCCCACGGCCAUGUUCGUGUUCAAAGGGGAUGACGAUGUCUUUGUUCGAACGGGUGCCCUUCUGGAUUACCUGCAAAAGCAGUGGGACGAGCACAACCUGGUGAAAGCCAUUACAAAUAAAACAGACCUGGAUUUGUUUGUGGGGCAAGUCAUCUAUAACGCGAUGCCAAACCGUGAGCCAUCAACUAAAUAUUACAUACCGGAUCGCUUCUACAAAGGCGGGUACCCAUCGUACGCCGGCGGAGGAGGGGUGGUGUAUUCUGGAUCACUUGCAUUGCGAUUGAAAGAGGUGUCUGAGAAGGUGCGCCUUUUCCCAAUUGACGAUGUGUAUCUGGGCAUGUGCUUGCACAGACUUGGGCUCUCCCCAAGCCACCACCCGGGCUUUUUAACAUUUGACCUCCCAGAAUCAGACAGGGGAAGUCCAUGCGCUUACAGAUCUGUUCUGCUCGUGCACAGACGGCGUCCCAAGGAGAUUCUGACAUUAUGGAAGCAGCUGCAGAGUCUGCCCGGUCACUGCUGA